AUGUCGACAAACCCAAAUUCCGGACAGCCUUCUCAAGGGGGAAAUAAUGUCCAGGGCCCUCCCACUCAGCAGCUAACUCCCGAUUCUGUGCAACAUCUGGCAUUGCGAUACCGCCAAUAUUUUAAUGAAGCCCAGAGACUCGGUCCAACCACGCCCCAGGGCCAGGAACUGUUGAGAAGAGCCUCAAAGAUUAAGGCCAUGUACGUUGCUUACAAUAAUCAAAAUCAGCAGGCCCCACAGGGUCUCUCCCAGGGCACAGCGGGACCCAGCCAAGGCGGGGAAACUCGAUCUGCCACGCCGACGAAUUCUCAAGCAACAAAUGGGUUGCCAGCGGGCAAUUCGAUAUCCAGUAAUAUACAAACAUUGCUAACGCCUCAGCAGAAUGAAGCAUAUGGCAGAUUAAUUCAAACUUUUCACGAAAAUGGUGAGAAUAUCAAGAGCGAGUAUGCGUACCUGAAGAAGCAAGUCGAAAUCUUAGACGGAGAAAUUAAGAAAAGACAAGGAAACCCUGCUACUGUAAAUCAGCUGGAGACAAAGAAGGCCGAAAUUCUUAAUAAACUGACCGGUUUUGGUGUUUCGUUCCGCGCCUUGAGUCAAAAGCUUCGCGAGGACAAAAAGAACUUCUACAUCGAAUGCGCCGCAACAAAUCCAAACUUGAAACGAUUUCUUCAAGCUUCCACACAACAGCAGCGUGCAAGUGCGUCGAACACGUCCGCACCACAGCAGGCUGGCGCAGGAAGCCCCGAUCAACAACAAAUGACACCCCAACCACAGGAACAGCAACCACCACUACAACCGCGACAACAACCGCAACAACAACAGGCAAAACCUUCUGCACCUCAACCUGGAACAGGGGGAAGCAGCAGGUCACCCACCCAAGUGACAUCUGUAAAUGCUGCGGCCCACCUCGCCAAUAAUGCCAACUCUGGGGGGAGACAAGCUAUAUUCAAACAGCCCAAUCCUUCCGUACCUAUUUCAGAGACUGUGGCGCAGAAGAUGCCGGUUCCUGUUGUGCAUCGCUCAAAUAGACCUACAAUCACAGGAGGAAGUGCUAUGAAUGCAGCUGCGUUGAACACGCCUGUGAUGACUAAAUUACCACCAUAUGAGGUUGACAAUGAAAGGGUAAUGUCAAAGAGAAAGUUAAGAGAGCUUGUCAAAUCUGUUGGCAUAGAUGAAGGUGAUGGGGAGACUACCAUCGACGGCGACGUUGAAGAGCUACUCUUAGAUCUUGCUGAUGACUUUAUUACGAACGUGACGAGCUUCUCCUGCCGUCUUGCUAAGCAUAGGAAGUCUGACAAUUUAGACGUGCGUGACAUCCAGCUGCACUUAGAACGUAAUUGGAACAUCCGCAUCCCUGGGUACGCUGCCGAUGAAGUUAGAUCUACUCGAAAGUGGAACCCUACUUCGUCUUAUAAUCAAAAGAUUCAAGGUGUCAAUACAGCAAAAGCUGCAAAAUCAGCUACUGCGGCUCAAGCAGCUGCUUCGCAGGCCGUCACUGGUAAUUCUGAUAAUAAGAACCAGUCGUUAUCUUGA
Molecule: messenger RNA, 1533 nt
Organism: Lachancea dasiensis
Lineage: Eukaryota; Fungi; Ascomycota; Saccharomycetes; Saccharomycetales; Saccharomycetaceae
Source: the annotation of a GenBank genome assembly